GAGAGCAUCGAAUGGCAGUCGCCAUCUUGCAGCGUUUCGGUUGACAGUUGUUGGUUUGCGUAGCGAGAGGACGUCGGUUUGUCAGUUAGCAGAUUAGUCAAAGUAACGAUGGAUUGUUCCAAGUCGAUUGCCGAUGAUAAAGUAAGACUUUCCAUGUGAUUUAACAGUAAAGAUGGUGGACGACAGGCGUCUAUUGGUUCGAUUGUCUGGAUGCUAUUGUGUUGCGACGACCGCGAGGCAUGCAGGUCGGUAGCCCCGCGUGAAUCAAAUUUUGGCGAUGGUGAGGUGGAGUAUAUACAACGCCAGUGUAUUGAGCCGUGUGGCUCUUCGUAUUUUGUUCCUCCUUUGUUGGUUUUUUAAUGUCGGACUAGCUUACGAAGUUCAUUUGUCUGCCAGAGACAAUAAACCUGGAGUUACUCUGUUUAAUGCCAGCUUAGGUAAUGGAAGAUCGUAUAGUGUCGAUCCUCAUCACACACCCAGGUAUGUAUCUCGACUGGUCCACGUUACACCUCAGGAGGGGGUGGUGUAUCUUAGACAUAGCGUCAGGUGUGCCGGGUCUCAUCUAUCCGACCUGGCUACAAAUCCUUUUGUAGUUUACGUGCAGUCUCGAAGUUUUCGGCUAAGUGGCUCCGAGACGGAACAAGUUUCUCUUCCUCUUGUUGUGUUUUACAAACAUAGAACCUGUCAUCGAAUUCGGAACAUCGUCGAACAUUCCAAUCUGACUAUCGUGUACGUUACCGUUGUAGAUCAAGAAGACGGCGUGUGCUACAAAACAAGUCAAUUUGUAAUGAACUUGGCACGAUUGUUGCCCGCUCAGGUGAAAAAAUGUGCAGUCGACUUUGAAAAACCAUCAGAUUCCAGGUAUACAAUUGAAAAGAAAGGUAAAGAUUUUGUUGCCAACACCGAUUUUUGUGUUCGUUCGAAAUUGUGGCAAGUAACGAUUCCUUUUCGUAUUAAAUGCGUUUCUGAUGAAAUAAAACAGGUUUUAGAAAUAAAUUUUCACGUACCUGGACAGCUUUAUCAAGACGAUUACAUCUUGACGGGUCGUAGACGGAGGCGAGAAAUGAGAAACAUUCCACCUUAUUUCGAUCGAGCAUUAUAUAUAGUUAGUGUACCCGAAGAAAAGGAAAGAGGACACGUAGUAACAACAUUAACAGCUACCGAUAUUAAUCAAGACGAGAUUACUUAUUCCCUUCACGCUGUUCUUGACGCUCGCAGUCAGUCUAUGUUUACUAUAGACUCGAUAUCCGGAGUCAUUACCACUACAGCGCGGCUGGAUCGCGAAUAUAUGGACGUUCAUUAUCUGAGAAUUACCGCUACCGAUUCGGGUACCCCUUCUAAAAGUGGUAGCACCACUUUACAGAUUAAUGUUGUGGAUUAUAACGAUCAUAGUCCGGUAUUUGAACAAGCAACUUACGAAACAUCAAUCAGAGAAUCCGUGUCGGUUGGAUCUACGGUAGUGACGGUUCGAGCUACGGAUCAGGACACCGGAACAAAUGCAGAUGUAGAAUACAGUAUCCUCAAUCCAACAGGCGUUAAUGAUGCCUUCAGAAUAGAUCCAAAAACUGGGAUCAUCACCACACGUUCUGCGUUAGAUAGAGAGAGCACGUCAAUGUAUAGUAUUUUGGUUCAAGCUUCCGACUUGGGUCCCGUUGCCGAUAGAAAAUCGGCAACAACCACAGUGGAAAUUAUCAUAAAGGACGAUAAUGAUAAUUAUCCACAGUUUACAGAGAAAUCGUAUACGGUUCAGGUAGCCGAAGAUAUUAAUUGGGUUAACAACCCUGUAAUUGCAUCAGUUAAAGCCUACGAUGCCGAUGCUGGAAUAAAUGCGGCUCUACGUUAUAGUUUGAUCGGAGGUAAUACGCAAGGACACUUUGUUAUCGAUAGUUUAUCGGGGGAUAUAUCUGUGGUAUCACCGCUAGAUUACGAGUCUGCUCGAAGCUAUAGAUUAGUAGUUAGAGUACAAGAUGGAGGAUUACCGUCACGAUCAAAUACUACUCAGGUAUUAGUAAACAUAUUGGAUGUAAAUGACAACGAUCCAAAAUUCUACACAUCCCUAUUUCAAGAAUCUGUGAUCGAAAACGUUCCUAUAGGCCACAGUAUCGUUAGAGUUCAGGCCUAUGACGCUGAUGACGGUGUUAAUUCGCAAAUUGUUUACGUAAUUCAAAGCAAAAUACCCGAUAUGUCUGUCACUAUAAAUAAAGAUUCGGGUUGGAUUGUAACCACUCGAGAAUUAGAUAGGGAGGAACGAAGUAAUUACGAGUUUUCGGUUGUAGCUUCGGAUCAGGGUCAACCGUCACGAUCGGCAACGGCAAGGGUCAUUAUCCGGAUUCAGGACAUAAAUGACAACGAUCCUAUCUUUGAUCCGAAAGUAUACGAGGCAAGCGUUUCUGAAAUAGAUCCUCCAGGGACUCCUGUCGUCAGCGUGACUGCAACGGAUAGAGACGAGGAUCCACGCCUUAUCUAUCAAAUCACUAAUGGCAACGUGCGUGGCAGAUUUAACAUCAUCAGCCAAAAUAGACAAGGGUUGAUAUCCAUCGCCCAGCCAUUAGACUACAAACUGGAAAAACGUUUCGUGCUGACAAUCACUGCCACCGAUUCGGGAGGGAGAACAGAUGUGGCCACCGUUUAUGUCAAUGUCACCGAUGCUAACACGCAUAGACCAGUUUUUGAACGUACUCCUUACUCGGCUAGCGUGCCCGAGGAUUCACCUAUUGGCACCACUGUAUUAGUAGUCGAAGCAUCCGACGGUGACGUAGGAGAAAAUGCUAGAAUUACUUACACCAUGGAUAACGUACCAGAAUUUCGAAUUGAUCCAAAUACUGGAUCCGUAGUUACAGCUAAAUUGUUAGAUAGAGAAAAAGUACCGGGAUAUACUAUAGUGGUAACUGCACAAGAUAACGGCAAUCCACCAAUGGCAGAUACCACUAAUGUAGAAAUAGAAGUUUCAGAUGUCAACGAUAAUAGCCCUUCCUUUCAUCCUGCAAGUUAUACCAGCGCCGUGAGCGAGGAUGCUCUUGUAGGAACCAGCGUUUUGCAAAUAUCUGCUAACGAUAAAGAUCUAGGACUAAAUGGCCAGAUAAGAUACACGUUUAUGGGUGGGGAAGAUGGAAACGGUGCUUUUAGUGUGGACCCAACAUCUGGUAUUAUUCGCACGAAUAGAAUUUUGGAUCGAGAAUCUGUUCCGAUUUACAAUUUAAUGGCUUUUGCAAUCGACAGAGGUUCUCCUUCUUUAUCCUCUUCGGUGUCAGUCACGGUAUAUGUAGAGGACAUCAACGACAACCCUCCUAGGUUUGAAUCGGAUAAAAUAAAGCUUUUCGUGCCAGAGAAUAGCCCCAUCGGUUGGACAGUAGGGGAAAUAAAGGCUUACGACCCAGACGAAGGUCCUAAUGCCGAUAUACAAUACAGCAUAGUGGGAGGAGCCGAUGCCAAUUCGUUCACUCUUGUUUCCAGACCGGGAGAACCGGCCGAACUCACCACUAGAAUCGAACUCGAUUACGAAAGUGUGAAGAAAAAGUAUAAUGUCAUUAUACGAGCGUCAUCUCCCCCAUUACGUAACGACGUCGACGUAGAAAUUUGGGUGAAAGACGUCAACGAUAAUGGACCCGUGUUAAAUGACUUUACCAUAUUAUUUAAUAAUUAUAAGAAUUAUUUCCCAGUCGGUCCGAUUGGACGUGUUCCCGCAUUCGAUGCCGACGUUACCGAUCAACUUCAUUAUAAAUUUGUAUCCGGUAACAAUGCCAAUCUUCUGAUUUUGAACGAAACUACGGGAGAGAUUCGACUAAGUCCUAGCCUCAAUACUAACGUUCCGAUUCAUGCCGUUAUGGAAGUUAGCGUAUACGAUGGUAUCAAUGAAGUUCUUGCAGAAUGUCAACUGAUUGUGCGACUCGUGACAGAAGCCAUGCUAUUUAACAGUGUAACUGUACGCCUGAACGACAUGACACAAACUUCGUUCCUUUCACCCGUUUUUGAUUACUUUUUAGAAGGUCUAGCUGCUAUUAUACCUUGCCCAAAAGAUAAUAUUUAUAUCUUUAACGUUCAGGACGAUACGGAUGUCGAAGCCAAGAUUUUAAACGUCAGUUUUUCUGCUAGAAGUUUUGAUUCUGGAUCUUUUUAUAGUCCACAGUAUCUUCAAGAGAGAGUUUAUCUAAACCGAGCUAUUUUAGCACGACUAGCAAAUGUUCAGGUAUUACCUUUCGAUGAUAACCUGUGCGUUAGGGAACCGUGUGUUAACUUUGAAGAAUGUUUAUCUGUUCUGAAGUUUGGAAAAGCUUCUGGCUUUAUAGCUUCGGACAGUUUGUUGUUCCGGCCCAUUUAUCCCGUCAACACAUUUGCCUGUCGAUGUCCUUCGGGAUUUACAGGUAUGAAUCAUAAUUACGAGUGCGAUACGGAAGUUAACCUGUGUUAUUCUAAUCCGUGUGGAAAAAACGGAACUUGCGUAAGAAAAGAAGGUGGUUACGCUUGUUUAUGUAAAGAAGGAUUUACUGGAAAAAACUGUGAGGUAAAUCUUUGGGAAGACGGAUGCAGGGUGGGAUUAUGUUCUGGAAAUUCUCGUUGCAAAAUUUCCGAAGGAGGAAUUGUCUGUCAAAAUUGUACGCAUCACUCUUGGAGCACAAAGUUUUGUGAACUUCGCGCAAGAAGCUUUCCUAGGGGUUCUUUUUUAACUUUUCCUUCACUUCGACAACGUCAUCGUAUCCAUAUUAAACUCAGAUUUGCCACCCGUGAGAAAAAUGCAGUUAUUCUCUAUAAUGGCCGAUAUAAUGAUAAACAUGACUUUAUUGCAUUAGAAAUUAUCAAUUCACAAUUAGUGUUUUCCUUCUCUCUUGGAGUAAAAAUAUCAAAAGUUUCUGCUUCCAUUCCUGGUGGAAUUAGUGAUGGACAGUGGCAUACAGUUGAAAUUACUUAUUUAAAUAGGACAGCAACAAUCAGUAUCGAUAACUGUGACAGUGCAUUGGCAAUCAAACAUGGAAUAGAACUUGGAAAUUAUCUUUGUGCAAAUAAAACUACACAAAUUUUAGAACCUAGGUGUGCCGAUUUAAUGCAAACGUGCUAUCGAUAUUUGGAUCUGAUGGGUCCAUUACAGCUUGGCGGACUUCCCAUUCUCCCAUCCAAAUUCCAAAUUGCUAAUAAGGAUUUUGUUGGUUGUAUUAUGGAUUUAUACAUAGAUCAUAAAUUAUUAGAUCUUAACAGUUUUGUUGCUAACAAUGGAACAAUUGCCGGAUGCUCGGAGAAAAAAGGAUUUUGUCAGUCUCAUCCUUGUCAGAAUGGUGGUUUAUGUGAGGAAGGAUGGGGUUCUUAUGUUUGCCGAUGUCCCGUCGGAUUUGGAGGCCAGGAUUGUGACACAGACUUGUGGAAAAAUUUAGAAAGAGGAGUGGAACCAGCCAGACAUUUCUUAGGCGAUGGAUUUCUCAUAUUUAAUCCUCAUUUCCGUCCAAUAAACAUGCCCUGGAUUAACAGUUUAUCAUUUCGAACUAGGCAGGAGGAUGGGCUUUUAAUGCAAAUACAACUCGGUCAAAACAAUAAGAUUGAAUUAGAAAUUAUCAAUGGUCACAUACGUUAUCAUCUAAAUGAUAAAUUUCUUAUAUUACCUGAUGUCAGAGUGAAUGAUGGAAAGUGGCAUCACAUUGAAGCAAAAUGGAUGAGUAAUGGUGUAUGGCUUAGCUUAGAUUAUGGUCAAUACGAGAUUACAAAAGACAUUGAAGGUAGUAUUAAAGGAAUGUAUAUUGGUAAAGUAUCCAUUGGUGGAUUAGAACCAAGUGAAUUAUUAGAGAAAGUUAAUUAUUUUAAAGGAUGUAUUCAGAAUGUAAAAAUAGGAAAUAAUCAAGAGGCUUGGUUACGUCCAACGGUCGAAACAAAUGUAAGAGAAGGAUGUAGAGUUCCUAAUCCGUGUCAUUCUAAUACAUGUCCUGCUCACAGUCAAUGUAUUGACUUAUGGGAAGAUUAUAAAUGUCAGUGUGAUCCAGGAUAUGUAGGAGAAGAGUGCCUUCCUGUUUGUCAAUUGAAUCCUUGUGAAUAUAAAUCAUUAUGUCAUGUAAUUGAACCUGGAAAGUCAUUACAUCCAUACAGUCAUAAUUAUUAUUGUGAAUGUGACUCUUUACACUCAGGACAGUAUUGUGAGAUUCCUUUUGAUCAGCCAUGCCCUUCAAAUUGGUGGGGAUAUCCUAUAUGUGGACCAUGUGAUUGUGAUGUUAGCAAAGGUUACGAUGCUAAUUGUAAUAAAUCAACGGGUGAAUGUACAUGUGAAGAAAAUCAUUUUCAACCUCCAAAUAGCGAUAUAUGUUUUGAUUGUGACUGUUAUGCAACUGGAUCUUUUAGUAAUCGUUGCGAUCCAUUCACUGGGCAAUGCCGAUGCAGAGCAGGUGUUAUAGGUCGCAGAUGUGAUUCGUGUUCAAAUCCAUUUGCAGAAGUCACAUUGAGAGGUUGCGAAGUUAUAUAUGAUAGUUGUCCCCAAUCAUUUAGUAAUGGAAUAUGGUGGGAAAGAACAUUAUUUGAACAUAGAGCUAUUCACAUAUGUCCUAAAGGUUCAAGAGGUAAUGCUUCAAGAUUAUGUACUUCGGAUAUUGGUUGGGAAAAACCGGAUCUAUUUAAUUGUACAUCUGACACUUUUCUAGAAUUAUCUGAUCAACUCUCUGUUAUAGAAAUAAAUAAAUUGCCUCUCAGUACAUACUUAGCCAUAAAAAUUUCUGCUGAUAUGAAAAAUGCUGUAAAUGCUACUGAACAACUUUAUGGAACAGAUAUUUUAAUUCUUGCACGUCUCCUUCACCAUGUUUUAAAUUAUGAAAAUCAUCAGAGAGGUUUAAAUUUGACUCAUCGCCAAGAUAGAGACUUUAUUCAGAAUUUAGUAUUUUCAGCAAGUGCCAUUUUUGAACCACGUUAUUUUGAAGUCUGGGAGCGUAUUGCAACCAUUACAGGAGACGGACCAGAACAUCUCCUAUUAAUGUUCGAAAAGUAUGGACAAACACUAGUGUAUAAUCAAGGAGAUACAUUUACAAAACCUUUUGAAAUUGCAUCAAAAAAUAUGAUAUUUGGAUUAGAUACAAUUUCUACUGCAGAAUUAUGGGGUUAUUCUAUACUUCGAGAUAAUAAUAAAAACUCAACUUACUCAUUGCAUCCCGAACCAUCUGCAUAUUUAGAAAUAUUUCACGAAGACAGCGGUCCUUCAGUAAUUAUACCAAAAUAUAAUAAUUAUCCUGUACGCAAACACUAUGCAGAUGAUAUUACUCGUGCCAUAAUUCCCUUAAAAACAAUCGGUGUAAAGAGCUUAUUAGAUACAAAUAAUGCACGUCACAAUUCAAAUCAUAUCCCAAAAGAAGUAGCUGUAAUUUCAUAUCUUAUAUAUCCAACUAUGGGAGAAAUAUUGCCUAAAUUUUACGACGUGAUCAUCAGGCAAAGAUAUGGGAUCAAUUUGGGAGUUAGCUCUCCAAUCAUUACAUUAGUGGCCCAACCAUUGAAUCAGAGUUCUACUUUGAAUAGUCUCCUACAUAAUAUCCGAUUCCGAUUCCGUAUUCUCGAUAUAACUAGUCGUAGUAAUCCACAAUGUGUUCAUUGGAAUUUUGGAAUUGGUGAUCGAGGAAAAUGGUCAUCUAAAGGUUGCAAAGUAGAAGCUGUUUCUUAUGGUCAUCAUCCUUAUGUAAAUUGUAGUUGUGGUCAUUUGUCUAGUUUUUCAGUAUUGAUGGAUAUCACCGAUAGAGAAUUUUUAAUUGAAGAAUCAGUUGCUCAAGAUAUCGUAUCAUACGUUGGAAUAAUUAUAUCAUUACUAAUGUUAGCAGCUUCAUUUAUUGUAUUUUGCAUUCUUCGUGGGUUACAAACUAAUAGCAACACAAUUCAUAAAAAUCUAGUUGCAUGCUUAUUUUUUGCAGAAUUACUAUUCUUGGUAGCUCUUAAAUCUCGAAGGAAUUUAGUUCAUAAAGAGUUUCCAUGUAAAGUUGUUGCAAUUUUAUUGCACUAUACAUUUUUAUGCAUAUUUUCUUGGAUGUUCAUGGAAGCAGUUCAUCUUUAUCGAAUGUUAACCGAAAUGAGAGAUAUUAAUCACGGUCAAAUGAGAUUUUAUUACUCCAUUGGUUAUGGUGCUCCAGCUAUUAUUGUUGGACUUGCAGUUGGAGUUAGAGCAGAUCAGUAUGGAAAUUAUUUUUUCUGCUGGUUGUCUAUUUAUGAAAGCGUUGUAUGGAGCCUCGUUGGUCCAAUAUGCUUUGUCGUUUUGCUCAACUUAGGUGUGUUUGCCAUGUCAAUUCGUGCCAGUAUACAAAUAAAAGAUACUGUUACAGAUUUUGGUAAUCUGAGAACGAUGUUGUGGCUUGGCAUUGUUUUAUUGCCAUUACUAGGAGCAACUUGGGUUUUGGCCAUGCUCUCUGUGAAUGAAUCACUUGAUUUAUUACACUAUAUUUUCUCUGUUUUUUGCAUGGUAUCAGGAAUUUAUAUCUUUGUAGGAUAUUGUAUUAUAAACAAAAAGGUUAGACAACAACUUAUUGUGACUUGGGCGCAUCUCACUGGAAAGAAGGUGCCUUAUGAUGAGAGCCUAAGUGGGACAAGAACUACUAUGGUGUCUCGUUCUGCUCUUGCCUAUCACAAUUCUUCUUUUGAUAUCUUACAUCGAAACAUUGGCAUUUCUACUUCUUCGACUACCAGUCGUUCGACAGCCAAAACAUCAAGUAGCCCUUAUCGUUCAGAUUCUCACUUGAGAAAUACUUCUACCUCGACUUCAGGUAAUAUCAAUUCCAGUUCUGAAGCAAGAGGACACACAUCAAGGAAAGCUUAUUUAUAUCACAAAUCGAGAAGCAGAGAUAAGAUGAUUGAUGAUCCAGACACGGGUGAAGUUAAUAGAAGAAGAACUAGAGAUUCUGAUUCCGAUAGCGACCUAUCGUUAGAUCACGCAUCUCUAGAUUUGGCUUCGAGUCAUUCGUCCGACGAAGAUGAAUAUGACGGAAGACACUGGAGACAAAAUAAAAACCACAGUAAAAAACCAGAAUUGCCACCAAAAUCAAAUAUUAUUGCAGAAUCGGAAAGCACCGUUGGACCAAUAAGUCACAGUUUUAAUAUGUUAUCAAAUAAUUCAGGUGGUUUGGGUGUGAAUAUCUCUCCAUAUAACUAUGCUUCAAAAUGGAUGAUGCCUCAUAAUAUUUCUGUUCAGUCACAAACACCCAUGAGUAUUGCAAUAGAUGACAGAGAGGGUAGUUUUCCAGUCAUAAUAGGAAGUAAUGGAAAACCAAUCAAUCAGCAACAGAGAGAGAUUCCAGCUCCUCAGUUCAGAAACAUUACAGAUCUCACGUCAUAUCUAGAAUCGACGUUGUCCCCUCCGUUAGCAGACGAAAGUCCGAGUCCAGAACAACUGCCGGUGCCAGAAAGAGCAGAUAGCCUACCAAGUAAUAUUAAUACCGUUAAUAACAAUUUAAAUUCUAUACAAAACGAUGGUUGUAAUGAGACCAGUAGUCAGACGUCGCCAAAGCUUUCGUCGGUGUUAUCCGGACACAAAAUGGUCAUUCCGCCUUUGACUGCCACAGAACUCUCCUCGGAAUCUGAUCACGAGGGAAAGUAAUGAAACAUCAGUAUGACAUCAGUCCGGGAGAGGAAUCGUAACUAAUUUAUAUAUUAUGCAUGCUACAUUAUAAACUUGAUUUUUAAUUGAUCAUUAAAAAAAAUGACCAGGCUGUCGAGAAGCAGAUGUAGAUUCUAUGUGGAUGCUUGGUGAAAAUGUGUAAUUCUGUGUCAAGAUCACGAGCCUUAUUUUGCAUAACUGUGAAUGCUUGAUCACCUUUUUAUCUAAUGCCAAAUGAACUGGAACUAAAUUCUGUAUAUUACUGCACUGUAAAUUGAUAUGUUCCUUGGAAUGUCCCAAAGAGAAUUGCCAUUUUAGUCUUGCAUUUUAUCCAUUAUCACUUUCACAAAAUAACAGCAUGCAACUUACAAGAUUGUUCUUUUAUUAUUAUUUUUUAAUUCUGUGUAUUAUAUCGAAUCGUGUCUUAUCUAGUGUUUCUAGAGAGUCAGUAGAGAGUGAAUGACAUAUAUUUAUUAUUAUUAUUAUUUUUAUUUUUAAUUAUAAAAAAAA
Messenger RNA from Centruroides sculpturatus (bark scorpion), 10042 nucleotides. It is a transcript of the gene stan, whose product is annotated as protocadherin-like wing polarity protein stan. Gene Ontology annotation, molecular function: calcium ion binding; G protein-coupled receptor activity. Bases 278 to 9532 code for a protein of 3084 amino acids. NCBI's taxonomy places the organism in Eukaryota, Metazoa, Arthropoda, Arachnida, Scorpiones, Buthidae. Gene Ontology annotation, biological process: cell surface receptor signaling pathway; G protein-coupled receptor signaling pathway; homophilic cell-cell adhesion. The transcript has 39 exons. Gene Ontology annotation, cellular component: plasma membrane. The record is from RefSeq and is a predicted model, not a curated record.